This is a messenger RNA of Papaver somniferum (opium poppy), 957 nucleotides long. RefSeq lists its product as uncharacterized. The transcript is spliced from 2 exons. The record is from RefSeq and is a predicted model, not a curated record. Bases 1 to 957 code for a protein of 318 amino acids. Lineage: Eukaryota; Viridiplantae; Streptophyta; Magnoliopsida; Ranunculales; Papaveraceae.
AUGGUAUUAUUACUUUAUGUUGAUGACAUUAUAUUAACUGGAAAUUCAGAGGAUUUACUUACUGAUCUUGUUAAAUAUUUGAGCAAUAACUUUGCUAUGAAGAAGUUGGGAGAUUUGCAUUAUUUCUUAUGUUUAGAAGCAAUAAGAUCAUCUGAUGCUAUCAUGUUAACUCAAAAGAAGUACACAUUGGAAUUGCUUGCUAAAUCUCAUAUGCUGGAGUGUAAUCCAUGUAGUACUCCAGUAGCUAAAGGACCAAGAGUGUCGGUAAAUGAAGGAAAUUUAUUGUCAAUUGCAACUGAGUAUAGAACCAUAGUGGGUAUGUUACAGUAUUUAUGCUUAACUAGGCCUGGCAUAUGUUUUGCAGUUAACUAUGUUAGUCAAUAUAUGCAUGCUCCUACUGAUAUUCAUCUUCUAUUGGUAAAGAGAAAUCUUAGAUAUUUAAAAGGAACAACUAGUUAUGGUAUAACAUUAAGAAAAGGAGAUGUUGAGUGCUUAACUGCCUACACUGAUUCAGAUUGGGGAAGUUUCCCUGAGACAGCUAGGUCUACAUGUGGAUAUGCAAUUUUUAUGGGUAACUCUUUAAUCUCUUGGUCAAUCAAAAAGCAACCAACUUUACAUAUUACACUUAAGAAGCCCAUAGCUCUAUACUGUGAUAAUACAAGUGCAAUUUACUUAUCUGCAAAUCAUGUCUCUCAUUCCAGGGCCAAACAUAUAAAGAUCCACUAUCAUGUUGUGAGUGAGUUAAUUGAAGAAGGAUUUUUGACUGUCCAACAUGUUUCAUCGGAGAAUCAAUUAGCAGAUUUAUUCACAAAGGGACUUUGUGCACCUAUUUUUACUUCUUUGCUACAUCAGCUACUGGGACUUUCUUCAUCAGCUAAUACUACUUCUUCAGCUUCUACAACAAGUACUUCUUCUGAUAUUACAAAUUUAAAAGAAACUGCUGAGUUCUCAGCUUAG